AUGCGUCAAGCGGCUAAUAAUCGACUGCGAAGUUUCGAGCGAGAAAUUCAUUUGUUGAGGUGAGUUUUCUUAUGAAAUUUUGAAAAAUUGCUCUUUCCGUAUUUGGAGAAUCAUGUUUUAUUCAUUUCAAGUUCGAAAGUGCGCUUCUAGAAACAGAAAUGUUGAUUAAAGUCAGAAAUGCCGAAAAAUUCCUUAAAAGUUGCAAAAACUCGACAAAACCGAAGAAAAAACAUUCCUAACCCAGCGGGGAUCGAACCAAAACUGCAAAAUUGCCGACCAACACUUUUACCUCUGUGCCACGCGUACCAACUUCUCUGUGGCUCUCAGGGUGAAGACAUUCCCGGUGCGGGGCCGGGUCUGUGAAGUUCGCACCAGAAUUCCGUUCCGCAUUCCGCAUUUUUAAUGAAAAUGUUCAAUGUUUUCCAGAGCUAAUAAAGAUCACUUUUCAAUCAAAAACAAACAAACUUGACUUGAUCUUGAGACUGAAGAUUGAAAACUGACAUUUUGAGGCUAUUCUUAUGAAAUGCGAUCUGAAAAGUCAACAUUUGUGUUGAUAGUUGAAAGGGAAAAGAGUUCUGAAUGUGUAGGCGAAGAAUCUUCUCGAAAUCGGAUAUUGUCGGUCCGAAUGUCCGAAUAGUUGGCACGUCUAGACGUUUCCGCUUCACAAAACUCAUUUCACCGAGUGGUGCGCUUGAUCUGCUAGUCGUUGAUCCGAGAAAACAAUAAAGGUAGAUAUUGUCGAUCCGAGAUUUCGCUCAUUUCUGUUCGGCUCGCAAACAAAACGCAUUGUUUGCACGUGACGCCUGUCAUCUUUUCCAUCUCUCUCUCUCCGCUUCCUUUCCGUCCCAAAUUCCCUCCCAGUAUUCCGAUGAUAUUAAUGAAGAAGCAACUUUUUACAACUGUUUUUAUGAUCCCCGGCGCCCCCGGGGGGACCGCGGACAUCAGCGAAAAAGUUCAUUUUUCCGUCUUCUCCGUCCGUUAUUCGACUCAUUCGAAUGAAAUCUCGUGGGAAUCCCUUCUUCUUCUUCUUCUUCUUCUUCUCUCUUCCUCGCUGAAUCCGUUUUUGAUGAAAGAAAAUGGUGUGAACACGUCAAAAUGACCGAUUGUCGAGUGGGGAAAUGGGGGCCGAUUUCGGAGAGCAACACACAUUUUAGUGCUUGAAAAUGGGAUAGUUGUGAAGGAUUUGAAACGGAAAAGUACACCUGGUUGGAUGGGAUAGUCGACUAGUUUCACGAAUUUUGAUGGUUUUCUAUAAAACAGUCCGGAAACUGACACUUUUGCGAAUUUUUCGAGCGUACAACCGGCUCGAAUGUAGUGUACUAGAUUUUGUAUACUUUGAUAAGGAAUUGGCGAGAUUUUUGCUGAAAAACUCGACUUUAUAGGGCAUUGAAACUGUUUUACAGUUUCGUCGAAGUCCCAAAUAGGAUAGUAAACGAAUUUCAAAAGUAUUGAAGUUUUUUUCACAUCCCGAAGCGAAAUGUGAUUAGAAAACGGAAAUCCUAUUCGACACGCGUCUAGAAAUCAUUUCUGAAUCCGGUAGAGCCGAUUUAAGCUCCUCACGGUAUCGAGAGUUGACAAUGGGAAUGGGCGCAAGUGCGCCCCGCCCAAUAGAGCGAUACAUUGGCGCGAAAUUCAAAUUUUAACAGCAAAAUUUGUGUUUUUUGCCAGAUUAGCCACGAAAAACCGAUAAUUUCUCAUUUGUCUCUCGAUAGACCGAUUCUAUAGGUUAUUACGAAUUUUUUAAGCGCUAGAGCGUUAAAUUUGGUCAAGUCGCAAAUUAAAUUUAUCCGUUUGAAUGUUUUUGGCUAAAACUGCGUGAAUUUCAGUUGCUUUUCGAUAAUUUUCGCAGUUCGAGCGCUCAAAAUGCUUGUAUUUACGUGAUUUAUCAUUCUCAAAACCAAUUCUGUCUGAAAACGGUCAAGAAAGCGCAAAAUGAAAAGUGCGGUUUUUAGGCGGAUAUCGGCGGCGAAGGCGAAAAGCAAAGUCCGCGAAAAAUGCGCCAAAACGUCACGAAUUCUGAGAAUUAGCGUGUUUUCAUGUCGAACAAUCACUUUUCAUCGCCUUUGACCACAAAAAUCAGAGAAAACGUGCUCAAUUCAUGAAAACGCCAUUUGGCCGCCGAGGCCACGCCCAUAUUGUCAGCUCUGAAGACCGUGUCGUAGCCUGGUUCUAGUACUAAAACUUCAAAAACAAAAGAAAUACUUGUGCGUUCAAUGAAACUGUAAAAGUAAACUUUUUUUUUGGCGAAAUGACAAUCUUUUGUACACAUUUAUCACUGUUUCUCGGACUGGUGAAAGGAUAAAGUUCGGAUUUGGAAUAACAUUUGGACCAAAUAAUUUCGAGGGCUGUCAUGUAGGGCAAAUAGGAAAAGUUUCAAUCUCUGAAAGUGUUCAUUAACGUCCAAAGUGUUGAAAAACGGAUCCUACAGCUAUCAUACUUUAUUUCACAAUACAAACGAACGUUCCGAACAGAUUUAUCAGAUUUUUUCAAGGAACUGAUUACCCACUGCGUAUAUGAAACGUUGCAAAUGCUGUGUACCUUUUGAAACUGUAAUAAUAGUUAAAGAAAACCUUGAAAGUGUACAAAAUCAAAAAUGAAUGUAACUUUCCGUUUCGCUGAUUCCCCGCUCAUAUCCGCUUUUCCAUCCAUCUUGUUCCCCGAUUUCUGGUGUUCUUCGGCUCGAAAACAAGCAGGACCACCGGAAAGAAGGAGGCCGAGGCGGGAAGUUGUCAAUCAGCCGCACGGACCCCCUGUUUUCUCGUUAUUUCAUAUCGCCGAACAACAUGUACCCGGCGGAAACAUGUGGUUUACACUCGCGUUUUACUUGCGAUUGCAUCUUCCACUUUUUGGCCUAGGCUUCCUUGUUUUUGAGUACUAGCAAAACUUUUUUUGCAAAGGAAGUUUCACUCUGGUUGGGAUCGAACCAAAACGCCUCAAAUCGCUACGAUCAACAGCUCUACCACUGCGCCGCGCGCGCCGUCGCUCGGCGCCCCUCCCAGGCCGUAUAUAUUACCGGUGGUCGGCCGCAGAUUUCGAAUUUUCAUACUGAAAUCAGUCAAUAUGAGCACCCAACUUUUCCGUUUCGAAAACCCAAUGAAUUUUGAGCAAAAACUCAUAAAAUAAUGAUAUAAUAGAAUUACACAUAUCUAGCAAGAGUAACCAAAAAUCAUUAGAAAAAAUGUUUAACUGCAUUUCGUCGGAUAACCUAAAAUAACAAGAUUUUGUGUCUUGGUUCUGAUCAUUUCUCACACAUUCAUAACAAAAUCCAGUGAAACGACACGUGGCAACAAAUGGAUAUUGUGUGACAGAAAAGAACUGCUGUCUUUCAAGUACCAUUUAACUUUUCAGUUUCACCAAACCCUUAACACUCCACUGAAACCUUAUUCCUUACUCUUUCUCUCUUUUCGAUGGAUAACUUCAAUUUUCGCGAAAAUGUUCGGGUGUCCAGUAAAAGUCGCAUAAAUCACUCACAUUUUUACGCGAACGCCGCCAUUUCCAUUUCCAUCCUCCCCACUUUUUGGUCUUUUUCUUUCAUAUCUCGUGCUCUGCCUAUAAUGGCCGGAAGCUCGCCGAGUUCCUUCCGGACGUGCCUCAAUUGGCCAUUGAAUGGCGGGCGGGCGGCUUCCGGACGAGCCGUUGCUCCUAGAGCCCACCGCUAUUUUAUUAUAUUUUGUGACAAAGAACGCUGAAACUUUCCCACACUCUUUCCACACCUCAUUGAUCAAUCGGAGCCGCCCGGUGCACUUAUGAGCAAAUUGAGCAUGAGCUCUCCGUCCCGCCCACUUUUCCUUUUAUUUCUCGCUUCAUUUGUCUCAAUCUCAAUUCGGGUCGUUUGCGUCAUUUGCUCAACUACGUGCUUUUUGUGUACAACGCUGUUCACAGACGCCGUUAGUUUUUUAAUGAAUAAGAAUGAUAAUAGUUUGGGGACUAAACCUACGUACCCGCCAAUAUCUAGAAUCUUCUCGACAAGGUGAUUUCAGUUUUUAAGUGCAUGCUCUCAUUUUCCAAGUUCUCGCUGUUUCAUCAAGUACUCAAACAUCGUGGUCUUGUCUGCGAUCUAAUAAUCCCCUUUCUGCACUAACAAAGGAACCUUUUAAGUGGUUGUUAUCUCCAGCACAAACGGACUUUCAAAACUUAUAUUCCAGUUUUCAAAAGGUUGCUGUUGUAUUGGGUUAUCAACGAACUUUGCACGGCCGCCGCCACUUUCAUAAACUACAAGAAACAGAAGAAGUCGGGUAAAAAGUACAACUCGUACUCGUUUUCCGUGAACAUGUUCCUGAAUUCCCACCGGAAUUCUCCUUGCUUCCAAUAAUUGAUUUGCCCCUCGUGAGCCGCGCCCGCCCGCAACAAUUCGCUUCUUUUUUGCCCAAUAUUACGUUUCGCUGGCCUGAAAAAAUGCGCCUUCUUUCCUUCCAUUCGUCCUCCUAUAAAUCGUUCUCUCGAUAUUUCAUUCAAUUUACGUGUGUGACAGACAGAAAUGGUGAAAAAUGGAUGGGAAAAUAGGGAAAGGAAAACGAGGAUUUUGGGGCCAAGAUAAGGCCAAAUGGAUGAAUUAUAUUAUAUGGCUGGGGUGGCGAGAAAAUGAAAAAUACGACAAUAUCAGAGUUAGUUCCCGGUUCCAACUUUCUCAUGCCCUUUCGCAUUUCCUCUCCCGAAGUGUGUGCUCAUUAGUGAUUCCCGAGUGGUCCCCGGGUGGUCCUUCUCAAUGGUCACGCAUCCUUCCCCCCCGUUUCUCAAAGUGACCACGAACAAAUGAGCAGCAAAUUGAGCAUGAGCACACAUAAGAGCGCUUUCGCUCGAUUUGUCUCAAUUUUGGAAAGAAAGGGUCACUUUGAGUUUGCCACCCACCCACAAACGGCCACUUUCUUCACGGAAAUUGUGUUGACGCGCUCGUUUUCGGACCGAAUUUUUAAAAAUUGGCAUGGACACCUUGACGGUCACGGGUACGCGGCAAUUUUUAAAAAUUGGCAUGGACCCCUUGACGGUCACGGGUACGCGGCAAUUUUUAAAAAUUAGCAUGGACCCCUUGACGGUCACGGGUACGCGGCAAUUUUUAAAAAUUAGCAUGGACCCCUUGACGGUCACGGGUACGCGCCAAUUUUUAAAAAUUGGCAUGGACACCUUGACGGUCACGGGUACGCGGCAAUUUUUAAAAAUUAGCAUGGACCCCUUGACGGUCACGGGUACGCGGCUAUUUUUAAAAAUUAGCAUGGACUCCUUGACGGUCACGGUUACGCGGUUCUCUUUUUCUUUUCCUUUUUGCCAACUUUGAUCCCAAAUUUGUUUAGUGAAAAGAAUCCAUCGCCUAAUUCCUUGUGAGACAAACAAAUUUCGACAACACUCUCGAAUUUCGAAUUUCGCGAAACGCCAAAGAAAAGUUGUGUGUGAGUGAAAUUCGAUCCGUGUGAGGUGAGUGAGAGAGAGAGAGAGAGAGAGAGAGAGAGAGAGAGAGAGAGAGAGAAGAUUUCGUCUCAAGAUUAUCCGUUUUCUUUCGCUCAUUUGCACCCAAAACUCAUUAAAAUUUCGGCGCUCAAAAAAAAUCGCAUUAAAAAUUUACGAGUUUCUCGCUUUUUCUGCUCAAACUUCUCUCUAGUCAAACGAAAAUUUUCAGAAAGAUGGACGGCGAAACGGCACUUUUGGACGAGUACAAUUCGAAUUUGGCGUCUUCGAGUUCGGCGUCGGAUGUCGGCGAACGGACGGGACGCAACCAUCAUCAUCAUCAACUGACCACCGAGUUCAACGAGUGAGCGCCUUUGAAAUUCGGUCGAAUUCAAAAACGGCUACGCCCCGCCCCUUUUCUUCAUUCCAUCGGAAGCCACGAAUCAUUUCCAGUUGGCUUGCCGCCGGCCGUCUUCUGGCGCCCUCGUUUUCGUUUUCGUUUGCGUUUCUAUCAAUAUUUUCUAAUUUAUUUCUUUUUCGCCCUAUUCCGAAGGGCUUUCCUCCUCCUCCUCCUCCAUUUCAAAUAUUUCAUUUUUGGGCGAGAGAAGAUGCGCAAACUUUGGCACUUUUUCAUUUGGAUUUUUCGGGUCCGUGCGCGCCGCGAGCUCUUUUCAAGAUUGGCUCUGAAAAUUUCAAGAUUGGCUCUGAAAAACAAUGCAUUCACAAGUUGUUUCCGUUUAAACCGAACCGAAUGAAGAGGUGCUCAAUUGAAAAGGCGGAGCACAACGAAGAAGAGGAGCACUAAACACUUUACACUUCUUCUUCUUCUUCUUCUCCUUCUCCUCCUCCAUUUUUCCUCAUUCUUCUGCCCCAUUUUACUAGUUUCCACGGCUGGAAUGCUCGAGAAGGUAGUGCUUUUCGGGGGCGCUGUGAGAACCAUCAAAUUUUUAUUAGUUUUCGCCGAAAAACCGGCAUGUUUUGCUGUUUUUUCCGUGUCUCAGGACUUUGCCCGCGAAAUUUCAAUUUUCUACGUCUCAAAAAGCGAGUUUGACAAUUUUAGCGAAAAAUUAGUGCUGCGCCUUUAAACUUACCGUAUACGUUCUUCGGGAGAACACGCGUUUCGCUAUUUUUAAGCACUUAACUGUUCAAAAAAUUUUCAAAAAAAGGAUACGGUAGAUUUAAAGGCGCAGCACGGGCGUCGAUGACAUUUUAUGAGAGGAGUUGGCCGCCAUCUUUUCCUGGAUUGAUGAAUAUUUCAUCAGUAAUCCGAUCCGUGUAGCAAUAAUAAUAGCCGUAAUAAUGAUAUAUUUUCAUUUUCAUUUUCCCCGUGCCCAGUUCAAUUUCCAUGUCAGUUUUCAUCCAUCAAAACAUCUUCGAAUUGUCUUUUCGUUUCUCUAACUCUCUUCGACGCCGUCAUUCUCUCGUUCCAAAGUCUAAUUAACGUCUCCGGGAUCUUUUGACAACAAAAUAGACAAAUUUUGGUCGCGCUCUCACUUUUCUCCGCCUCCUCCACAGCUCCUUUCGCUCAUUAGAGCUCCUUGGGCCGGCCGAGAAGAAACGCUUUCAUUUUAAUUGGAUUGCCGGCGAAACAGAAGGAGUAGAAGACGUUGUGGACGUCAAAACAACAACAAUGCUCUUUUCUACGUUCCCCCCGCCCAGAAGUUUCAUUUUGUUUCGUACAACGUUUGAUGACGUCGUUAUUUUCACUUUUUUCGUGGGUUUCAAGUCACACGCCUUCUCAUUCCGCUUCAUUUGCUUUCGCCCCCAAAAAAGCAUCUAGAAAUGUCACCAGUCGAGACAGGAAAGGCAAAACAAAUUCUAGUUCUCCAUGCUACCGUCUUGCAUAGUAAUCGAAAAGUUUCCGAAACUAGUUGAAACCGUAAACCCACAUAUUUUCAUUUUCAGAUCCGCAAACGGUUUCCCCUCGUGCUCGCGUUAUCCGUACGAAAUGACUCAGGCAAACGGGCACGUCACCGUCGUUCAGGUACCGUAAUCGUUCCAGAAGGUCUCCAGAGACACUUCGCACUUUUCAGCCGGGCUCAUCGCAACCGGACCGACUCGAAACGGCCGUCGACAUCAACGACGGCGACACGGACAUCGAGGAGGAACUGUCGCACUCUUGCAAACAAGUCAUCGUUCCGUCCAAGUCCCAGGUGCUGUUCUACGUCUCCACGAGUACGCACCUUCGACUGAACCAUCAGGGCUCCGAGCUGCAGGUCAGUUUGUUGUCCCGUCAAACCUCAAACCGACAAUCCUCCUCUCAUUUCCAGGUAACCGAUCCGUCCGACUUUCCCCUUCUCGACAUUUGGUCCGAGAACGUGUGCGACGAGGCGCCGUUCUGGAUCAUCGAGUCGUACGGCCGGAGGGUGGCAGUGGUGACCGACACGGCGCCGCGAUCCAUCCUCUCCCUCCUCAUUCCGUUCUUCCGACCGCGACGGACCGUUCCGACCUUCUCGAUCAUCGAUUGGAACGGAGAGGUUCUCGGAUACUAUGCUCUUGGUGAGUUCCGUCACACGAAGCUACUGUUUAAUCAAAAACGUGUAUCUUUUCCCAUUUCUUUCCGUUUCUAAAAUCAGCUAAAAGCAGACUUGUCGCGGGCCAGCCCGAUCGGAUCGGGUUUUUUCUACAUUUGAAAACAUGUUUUUUGAGUCUGUACUAGCUAAUUUCUUCAUUUUUUUUUGCAGGAAGCGACGGGAUCGAAGUGCAAGACACUCGACACGAGCCAAUCGCGAAGGCCUUCUGCGAGCCGGACCCAUCGGGCGGAUCCACGUGGCGAGUGGUGUGCGAGAAGAAUGCGCAGAGGCAACUGGCGGUGCUGAGCGCUGACGGACGGCUCUCUUUCUCGUCGGAGAUUGCGCUGCCGCUCAAGCUGCUGCUCAUUUGCACUCUGAGCCGGGCGGUCGUCAACCGCACCUCCUCGUCUUGUUUUCCGUUCUUUCGAUAA
Caenorhabditis sp. 36 PRJEB53466 is the source of this 8323-nucleotide messenger RNA. Lineage: Eukaryota; Metazoa; Nematoda; Chromadorea; Rhabditida; Rhabditidae. The record is from the annotation of a GenBank genome assembly.